Messenger RNA from Talaromyces proteolyticus, 2140 nucleotides. RefSeq lists its product as uncharacterized. NCBI's taxonomy places the organism in Eukaryota, Fungi, Ascomycota, Eurotiomycetes, Eurotiales, Trichocomaceae. The coding region runs from base 1 to 1959 and encodes 652 amino acids. The record is from RefSeq and is a predicted model, not a curated record. Gene Ontology annotation, cellular component: nucleus. Gene Ontology annotation, molecular function: DNA-binding transcription factor activity, RNA polymerase II-specific; zinc ion binding; RNA polymerase II cis-regulatory region sequence-specific DNA binding. Gene Ontology annotation, biological process: DNA-templated transcription; positive regulation of transcription from RNA polymerase II promoter by galactose. The transcript is spliced from 2 exons.
AUGGGCAACAAGCCACUGGCCUCAUCGCCUAAGAAUGUGGACAUCCCGGACAUCCCUGUUUUUAAUUCGCCCCCACCCUCGAAAGACUCGCAAAUGCUCAUAGACAGCAAAGGCAGAUUUAUCUACGUAGGCGAGUCGGCUUCUCUCUCAUUUCUCGAGACAGUUAGAAGCUCAGUUCAGGAUACGGUAGGCCCCUGUGCUUUCACCAACGAGCCAGUUCGAAAUCCUAUGUUUGAAAGCUCGCCGAAGAUCCGCUUUGAAACGGCCCAGGAGCCAUUACUAGACUUGGUCACCGCCCCAAGUCUUGUGAAACAAUUCUUCCUCGCCGUCAGCGGCAUACUUGACCUGUUUGAUCCGCCGUGGCUGAUUGCUCAACUACAAGGUUGGAUCGAACAGCCCUCACAGAUAUCCAAGGCGAACUCGGCCAUCAUCCACCUCGCUCUGGCCAUAGGAGCCCAAGGGAGAGCCCAAGGAGAAUUAGAUGAGCUUCUUGCAGAACAAUGCUUUGCGUAUGGACGCCAACUCAUUAUUUUCAACCUCAUGAAUGACCCCAGCCUAGCUUCUAUCCAAGCAGUAAUGUUGAUGACAUACUACAUGAUCGCUGCAUGCCAAUACAAUGCCGCCUUUAUCAAUCUCGGCGUCGCUGCCAGAUCGGCUUACACUCUUGGUAUCCACCUCCACGAGACAAAUCAAGCGUUUGGCGGUGGCGAAGGCUUGGCUCGAGAACGCGCCUGGAAGUCGCUGCGAGUUUGUGACCUCUUCUUGGCCGCGUCUCUGGGCAGACCACCUGCGACGUCGGAGUCGAUUUCCAACAUUGCCUGGGCCCCAAUUAACUCCCUGCGAGAGUACAGGCUCCCCGGCGUGGCUGGGCAAGUCUUUUCCGCCAUGUUCAGGAUCUGCAAUGUCUUUGAACGGGUAUUGGUCGAGAUAUAUGCGGAAAAGGCCGUCAGCCUUGAGCUCGCCAAAAGUAUUUCACGACAGCAUCGUCAAUGGACCGAAGAGUUGCCACGAAUGCUGAUGGUCGACGGACUUGAAGAGUCAUGCACGGGCGAAGAUCCUGCUGAAUCCCCAAGGAACUUUGGACUGUCCCCUAGACAUGGGUCCAGAAUCGUCACCAUGGCUUAUUACUACUCCAUCGUGCUACUUACACGGCCGUUUCUGACUUUUCAAGUUCGAAACGGUUCGGAAGAGCCUCAUAAAGUAGACAGCUCUACUACCAGGACUAGUUUUGCUGACUACGCAGACGCCUGUGUGAUCUCGUCUAUUAAAGGAAUCGACAUUGCUUACGAGUAUGUCUUCAAAAUGAAUACCCCAAGGCGCCAACCUAUUGUCGUCAAUAGUGUGUUUAUAUCGGCACUAUGCCUGGGGUUGGCUUCUCUGAACACAUGUGGUCAUCAUAAAUGGCCUCUAGGUCCCUCUCUUGAUCGAGCAAUCACUAUCUUGACACAUCUAGGGGAGCUUAGCACCCAAUCAGCUCAAUAUGCCGAGGUAUGCAGACAGCUAAAGGAAGCUGGUGACAUUUACGCCACAAGAAGAGACGAUAGCGUACUCCAACAAAACUACCAAGUUGUCCGAAGCAUUUUUGGUGACCUACAGGCUUCCUCAAAAGUUCAAUCUUACAAUGAGAACCCUAAAAGUAACACGGUAUCUCCAGGAAAAUCUGGGUGGAGCGUGCCGGCUGAGGAUGUCAUGAUUCAAACACCACCCCUGUUCGACUUUAGCACGAUUCAGAAAGCAUCUACGGUUCCCACAUCUGGUCUAUUGCCUGGGCAGGGGGCAAUUCCCUCCCAUAGCUACAAUCAGUAUGAUUCAGGUGUCGAGCAUGCGCAGGAUCAUCAUCCUAUUAGCAGUACAGCAGACCUGUUGUCUGGAUACUUUCAUGAUCAGGAUGUUCCUCUAUUCCCCUUGACGAGCAUUUCAUCAACGGAGUCAUACUUUGGCAACUAUAACCUCGGCUGAUCCUUUCUUGGAGACCGGCUCAAGGAAGAUCAUAGGACUCGAAUAGCGGGAUCGCCGAGCGAACCUUGGUACUUCCUUUGGCCGGGCUGAACUUUGGCCUAGACACCCAGUCAGCUGUGGUUUUGGUGUUGCUGAAGUUAUCCCGCCCAAAGGCGCAAAUUAUGGGGGGUGUUGUACAGUG